AUGUGUCAGCCACCAUCGGACGAUGGGUAUCCAUGUGAAGAACUAUUGACUAAUAUCCUGCCAUCCUGGACAAUUAUCAUCUCCCGUCGACUUCUGUCCCCUAGCGAAGUGUUAUUUCUACGAUUCGUUUACGCUAUUCGAGUAAUCACAUCAAUCUAUCAGCAAUUUCUGGCUUUGCAAUUUGCAGUCAAGGAAAUCAAUGAAAAUCCUGAGCUCUUACCUAACCAUACCUUGGGCUUCCAUAUCUACAAUGGCUACUUUAGUGCAAGUUGGACCUAUCGUGCCUCAUUGGAACUGUUCUCUACUCAGGACCGAUUCAUCCCUAGCUACAGCUGUGACAUGCAGAAUAGGCCAAUUGCUGUCAUUGGAGGACCAACCGCUGCAGUUGGGGCUCAUAUGUCAACCAUUCUGUCCCUUUACAAGAUGCCACAGAUCAUAUAUAGCUAUACUCCAGAGAGAAGAGGGGAAAAGGAAGCUGUUUUAUACCAACAAAUGUUCCCAAAUAUCAACUCUCAGUACAAAGGAAUUCUCCAGUUGCUGCUGUAUUUUAAUUGGACAUGGAUUGGUAUAAUUUCUUCAAAGAAUGAGAACAGUGAGAGUUUUGUACAUGAUGUAGUUCCCAUGUUUGCCCAAAGAGGUAUUUGCUUUGAUUUCAUUGAAGGCAUUCCAGCAACAACGUAUUCAAAUAGCAUUUUUGACUUUAUGGAAGAUGGAAUUCAAACAUACAAGGUGAUUAUGAGAAGCACCACUAAUGUAGUAAUAAUCCACGGGGAAAUUGAUGACAUGAUUCUUUUCAGAACAUUCCCCCUUAUUUCCAGAUUGCAAGGAAUCGAGCUAUGGACAAAAGUUAAAGUAUGGGUUUUGACAGCACAAAUAGAUUUCAUUUCAUUUCCCUUCUUAAAGAAUGAGGACAUAGACUUCAUCCAUGGUGCCCUCUCUUUUGCAAUUCAUUCAAACAAAGUGUUGGGAUUCCGGGAAUUUGUACAGUCGAGAAACCCUGACUUUGAGAAAGAGGAUAGCUUUGUCAAGCUCUUUUGGAAAAAUGCAUUUGAAUGUUCAUUUUCCAACUCUGUGAUAAAUGAUGAUGAAGAAGAAGAAGUCAUGUGCACUGGGAAAGAGAAACUGGAGACUCUUCCAACAUCUGUGUUUGAAAUGGACAUGACCGGCCACAGCUACAGCGUCUACAAUGCAGUCCACUUGGUAGCACAGGCUUUGCAUGGCAUGCUGUCUUCUGCAGUUACAUCCAGAACAGAAAACCACAAAGCCAAACUCUCCUUUCUGAAACAGCAAUUCUGGCAGCUCAAUCACUUUGUGAGAAGAAUCUCCUUUAACAAUGAUGCAGGAGAUACGAUUUCCUUCAAUCAGAACGAAGCCUUUUCUGACAAUUACAAAUGCUCUCUUCUUCAUUAUGGACAGUCCCAGCCACUUUCUCGCUGUAACAGCAAAUGUCAAUCAGGAUAUAGUAAAAGCAAAUUAGAAGGGAAGCCAUUUUGCUGUUAUGAUUGUCUUCGUUGUCCAGAAGGGAAGAUUGCCAACCAGGAAGACAUGAACGAUUGUUUGGAAUGUCAACCAGAUCAGUAUCCAAAUCAGAAUCAGGACUUAUGUCUCUUCAAAAGUGUAACCUUCUUGAUGUAUGAAGAAACUUUGGGAACGGUUUUGACCAGUUUUGUUCUCUUCUUUUCUUCAAUCACAGCUGUAGUACUUUGGAUAUUUAUUAAGCAUCAAAACACUCCCAUAGUCAAAGCCAACAACCAAACCCUCACCUAUAUUCUCCUUGUUGCUCUCAUGUUGUCUUUCCUUUGUUCUUUACUAUUCAUUGGCCAGCCUUCCAAAGUGAUGUGUGUCCUUCGUCAAACUACUUUUGCCAUUAUAUUCUCAGUGGCCAUUUCUUGUGUUUUGGCCAAAACCAUCAUCGUGGUUAUAGCUUUCCUAUCUACCAAGCCAGGCUCCAAGAUGACCAAAUGGGUGGGGAAAAAGCUAGGCUUCUUCAUAGUAUCUUGCUGCUCCUUUAUGGAGGGUAUUAUAUGUGCUACAUGGCUUUCAAUCUCUCCCCCAUUCCCAGAUGUUGACACGAGAUCCAUGGCAAAAGAAAUAGUUCUGGAAUGUAAUGAAGGAUCCACCUACAUGUUCUACUGUGUCUUGGGAUAUAUGGGCUUCCUUGCCUUUGUUAGCUUUACAGUGGCUUUCCUGGCAAGGAAAUUGCCUGAUGCUUUCAAUGAAGCCAAGUUUAUCACCUUCAGUAUGUUGGCCUUCUGUAGUGUCUGGUUGUCCUUUAUUCCAACAUACUUGAGCACCAAGGGAAAAUAUAUAGUUGCUGUGGAGAUCUUCUCAAUUAUAACUUCCAGUGCUGGUUUAUUGAUUUGUAUCUUUUUCCCUAAAUGCUACAUUCUUAUGUUAAGGCCUGAUCUUAACAAGAAAGAGCAGCUAAGAGUAAAAAAAUAA
Messenger RNA from Ahaetulla prasina, 2442 nucleotides. Its product is annotated as vomeronasal type-2 receptor 26-like. Gene Ontology annotation, biological process: G protein-coupled receptor signaling pathway. Gene Ontology annotation, cellular component: membrane. The coding region runs from base 1 to 2442 and encodes 813 amino acids. NCBI's taxonomy places the organism in Eukaryota, Metazoa, Chordata, Lepidosauria, Squamata, Colubridae. The record is from RefSeq and is a predicted model, not a curated record. The transcript has 6 exons. Gene Ontology annotation, molecular function: G protein-coupled receptor activity.